This is a messenger RNA of Ustilaginoidea virens, 2400 nucleotides long. RefSeq lists its product as uncharacterized. The record is from RefSeq and is a predicted model, not a curated record. Lineage: Eukaryota; Fungi; Ascomycota; Sordariomycetes; Hypocreales; Clavicipitaceae. The transcript has 4 exons. Bases 1 to 2400 code for a protein of 799 amino acids.
AUGCCUACGUCACUCCAUCCGCAAGCUAAAUUCGACCCGUUCCCGCCCGACUUGGAUCUGUAUAGCUUGGUAGAUCGGACGCCAAACUUUAACUGGGUUCAAAGGGUAUCGAGGGCGCAAAUUCGCAAUCUAGGCCAACUAGAGUUCGAAAAACUUAUUCAAAUACACGUCAUCGCCGGAGGCAAGCCACUCGUCAUUGAUGGCUGGGAUGCCGCAUUGCCCAAGUGGCUAUUUAAUGUUGAAUGGCUAGAGAAGACGUAUGACAAGAAACAGGAAAACGUACGUGACAUAACGGCCGGAACCGACAUUCCCAUGACAACUGGUCAUUAUCUCAGAUCGAUGAAGCAAUUGACAAACCAAUGGACGCCGCAAAAUUUCAGAGACGAACGCAGACAAAGACUGUAUCUAAAGGACAUUGACUGCCCAGCUGAAUGGCGGGACGCUUUGCAGAAGACUUUGCACCCGAAUCUGUUUUAUCUGAACGAAAAUGUGACAACCUACUCAAGUUCCAAUCUGAGUAACAUGGAACCCACCGGGGAACAGAAAGGUAACGGUGAACUUGACAGUGCAAUUGCUGCCGCCCCAGCAGGUGACCUCAUGUCAAGUCUUCCCAAAGAAAUGCGAGCAGAAAACUUGAUGUGCUAUAUUGGUCACGAGGGAACGUAUACGCCGGCUCAUCGGGAAAUGUGUGCAUCCAUCGGACAGAACAUUAUGGUCGAGGCUUCCGGCGAUAAAUCCGGAGAGAGAUCUGGAAGCUCCAUUUGGUUUAUGACCGAAAGCAAGGAACGCGAUGUAGUCCGUGAAUACUUCUUGUCAAUGCUGGGCCAUGACAUUGAGAUUGAAAAGCAUUUUGCGCAGAUCAACGCCUGGAAAAAGGCACCCUUUGAUGUUUAUCUGGUUGACCAGCGACCUGGUGAUUUUAUCAUUAUUCCUCCUCUUGCAGCCCAUCAAGUUUGGAACAAGGGCACGAGGACGAUGAAAGUGGCCUGGAACCGCACAACACCUGAGACGCUUCGCCUCGCACUGCACGAAGCGCUUCCCAAAGCGAGAUUGGUAUGUCGCGAUGAACAAUACAAAAACAAGGCCAUCAUCUAUUACACACUUGAAAAAUAUCACAAUUUGUUACAAGAGAUGGACAAGCAGGAAGAAAUUACCCAAAACAGCUUUAUGGGUUUUGGUCGAGACAUCGUGAGGAGCUCCCCGCAUGCCAAACGGUUGUCUGCAGAUUUCAGAUCUCUCUUCCAGCUUUUUACGGAGAUUCUUAUUGACGAGGCUUUCGCUUACGAAGAAAAGAAGGUGGAGCUAAUACCCUUCGACUCUUGCAUCACUUGCUCAUACUGCCGGUCAAAUAUUUUCAACCGGUUCCUCACCUGCAAAAAUUGUGUCAGAACCCUCGUGGAUGGCGAGGAUGAUGCCUACGAUAUAUGUAUGGAAUGCUACGCCAUGGGAAGAUCCUACACGGAGACUGUUAUCCAGGAAGACGCGGAGCAACACAGUGAAGCGAAUGAGGCGGCCAUGACGAAGACAAAUCAAGAGAGCCAUUUUGACGAAGGCCAUCAAAGCCAGGACUAUUCUGCGAUAUCAUGGAGUGGUCAUGAUGCCACAGAAGUGUUGAAUGAAGGCCCGGAGGCUAAAGAAAGCGACCAGGCGACAUUCACCGCUGCAGCUGGCAGUCCACCUGGAACUUCCUAUCCUGAUCCAUCCACAAGUUCCGGCUAUGGAAUCGGCAUGGGAUACUACGAACAAGAUGAUACGCCUGACAAGAUCUUGUUCGACCCCUACAAAGCGCCGCCCGCCGGCGCAAUGACGCUCAACAGCCUCGAGGUAUCCGACUUCGUGAAAAGGUCCAUUCGCGCGGCGAAGAGAAAAGCAAAGCGAGAGAACGAGGAUCCAGACUUCAUUGUGGGAAAACCGCAUCAUAAGAGGGUCCGCCAUCAUAGUAGCACAGAGAUUAUGGAUAACAUGGAUCCGGCUCUCGUUGAUCCAAGUCUAUCUUUAGCACCAUCGAGUUCAACCCAAAAGCGACAUCAAUAUAACAAUGCAGGCGAUACGAUUUGGAAGCAGAAGCUGAAGAGGCAGAAGCUGAAGAGGCAGAAGCUGAGAAGGCAGCAGCUGAGAAGGCAGAAGCUGAAAAGGCAGAAGCUGAAAAGGCAAAAGCUAAAGAGGAGAGUGCCUGGAGGGAACCACAAGACAACGAUCAGGUGUCCAAAAACCUCUGCAAUAUGCAUUCAACAAAUGCAGAUGCGGACUCAGAUGACUUGGUCCAUGCUAGCCUUCCUGUAUAUGAGCCAAGACUACGAUCAGCUUCCGCCGGAUUUGCCUCGGAACAGAAAUCGAAGAAGCGUGGCCGGCCUCGACAGUUACCCCUGCAGCCGCGCACAUCCCACGAACCAGACUUAG